Lolium rigidum is the source of this 2002-nucleotide messenger RNA. Its product is annotated as serine/threonine-protein kinase BSK2. Gene Ontology annotation, biological process: protein phosphorylation; brassinosteroid mediated signaling pathway. The record is from RefSeq and is a predicted model, not a curated record. Lineage: Eukaryota; Viridiplantae; Streptophyta; Magnoliopsida; Poales; Poaceae. The coding region runs from base 11 to 1531 and encodes 506 amino acids. Gene Ontology annotation, molecular function: protein kinase activity; ATP binding; protein binding. The transcript is spliced from 10 exons.
CAGAUCUCCGAUGGGCUGCUUCCAGUCCAAGCCGGCGGGGAAGCCGCUGCCGCCCGACGCCGACGCCGCGCUCCCCGCCGACGACCCCGCAGAUCCCGAGGCGGCCAACGGCGUGGACGGCGCGGGAGCGGACGGCGACGAGAAGGAGGGGGCGAAGCGGGCGGUGCCGGUCUUCAGGGAGUUCGGGCUCGCCGAGCUGCGCGCCGCCACCAAGGGCUUCAGCGCCGACCUCAUCGUCUCCGAGAGCGGCGAGAAGGCGCCCAACGUCGUCUACCGCGGCCGCCUCGACGGGGGCCGACUCAUCGCCGUCAAGCGCUUCUCGCGCCUCUCCUGGCCCGACCCGCAGCAGUUCCUGGCGGAGGCGGCGGGCGUCGGGAAGGUGCGCCACAAGCGCCUCGUCAACCUCAUCGGCUGCUGCGCCGAGGGCGACGAGCGGCUGCUCGUCGCCGAGUACAUGCCCAACGACACCUUGUCCAAGCACCUCUUCCACUGGGAUAAGCAGCCAUUGCCGUGGGAAAUGCGGUUGAGGGUCGCACAUUAUAUCGCGCAAGCGCUCGAUCAUUGCAACGCCGAGAACAGGAAAAUCUACCACGAUUUAAAUGCUUACAGAGUACUUUUCGAUGAGGAAGGCGAUCCUCGCUUGUCAAGUUUUGGACUGAUGAAGAACAGCAGAGACGGAAAAAGUUAUAGCACCAACCUGGCUUACACCCCUCCGGAGUUUCUAAGAACCGGCAGAGUCAUUGCUGAGAGUGUGAUAUAUAGCUACGGAACAGUUUUGCUGGAUCUUUUGAGCGGGAAACACAUUCCUCCUAGUCAUGCACUUGAUUUGAUAAGAGGAAAGAAUAUACUGCUGCUGAUGGAUUCCUCCUUGGAAGGGCAAUAUGCUAAUGAAGAUGCUUCAAAAUUGGUUGAUCUUUCAUCAAAAUGCUUGCAGUUUGAAGCUAGGGACAGACCCAACAUAAAGUAUCUAUUGUCUUCUGUUGGGCCUCUUCAGAAGCAAAAAGAGGUGGCAUCACAUGUAUUAAUGGGCAUUACAAAAGCCACGUCAGUUUUACCAACUAUUCUUUCUCCGCUCGGGAAGGCCUGCGCCGGUAUGGACCUUACAGCAGUACAUGAUAUAUUGCUCAAAACAGGUUACAAAGAUGACGAAGGUGCAGAGAAUGAGUUAUCCUUUCAAGAAUGGACUCAGCAAGUUCAAGAGAUGCUGAACACAAAGAAGUUUGGUGAUAUUGCAUUUAGAGAUAAGGAUUUCAAGACUGCAAUUGAUUACUAUUCGAAGCUAGUUGGCAUGAUGGGAGUGCCUUCAGCUACAGUUUUUGCCAGGCGAAGUUUUUCCUACCUGAUGAACGGGCAGUCAGAGCUUGCUCUCCGGGAUGCAAUGCAGGCGCAGGUCUGCAUGCCCGAAUGGCCUACCGCCUUCUACCUCCAAGCCCUUGCUCUCUCAAAGCUUGGCAUGGAAACCGACGCCCAGGACAUGCUCAACGACGGUGCUACUUUCGAGUCCAAGAAGCAAAACAGCUGGCGUGGUUAGGGUUAUCUGCCCCCGAAUUGCUGUUGCCUUUCAACAGAAAAGGGUACAAUGAUGAGUGUCCACUGGGGGAUGUCUGAUGCAUUGCUAAGAGUGGGAUUGAAAUGCACUGUUUUAUCGUGCGACCUCCGCCCAAAUGUCGAUAACGCCGUUGUUGUGACCUGGAAGAGAAGAGCAGAGGGGACUUUGUUUACACGAGCAAUGACAGCAACAUUUUGCUGAUCAUUGCGUGGUGGUGCUCCUCUGGGAGAGAAGAUUGUAAUUAAGGUGACGUUCUCUUGACAGUUUCUCCUUUUUCCUUUUUCUUUUUCCACUAGGUGGCUGGACGAUAGUGUGGAGAAAGGGAGGCUUCCUUCCUUGUGAUUAGCUGGGGAGAAAAUAAACUAGAGCCAUCUGGAUUCCAUUCGAUUCUACAAUAUUUCCUCAUGUGCUGCUUUUCUGUUGAAAGAAUUGGUAGUGAUUUGCAUUUUUUUU